AUGGAUGUACCAGAGGGGAAUGGAAACCCUUUGGGACAUGGACUCGGUCGAGCUAGGCAAACUCGACCGAUUGGUCAAGGAGAUGCUCCAAACCGCCACCAACAGAGACAAGGGAUUGUUCCACCACCAGUGCAGAACCACAACUUUGAGAUCAAGCUGGGAAUGAUCAACCUUGUCCAGAACAAGAUGUUCCAUGGAUUGCCAAGUGAAGACCCCAUUGACCACCUUGAUGAGUUUGAUAGGCUUUGUGAUUUGACAAAGAUCAAUGGUGUCUCUGAAGAUGCCAUCAAGCUGAGACUCUUUCCUAUGUCUCUAGCUGACAAAGCUCACCAAUGGGAGAAGAGCUUGCCCCAUGGCACAAUCACCACUUGGGAUGAAUGCAAGAAGGCCUUUCUUGCUAAGUUUUUCUCCACCGGUCGCACAGCCAAGCUUAGAGGAGAGAUAUCCAGCUUCAUCCAGCGAAACAAUGAGACAUUCGCAGAGGCUUGGGAGAGGUUCAAAGGCUACACAAGUCAGUGCCCACACCAUGGAUUCAACAAUGAAUCACUACUCUCCACUCUUUAUAGAGGAUGCUUGCCUAGGUAUAGGGAGAUGCUAGACACAGCUAGCAAUGGGAACUUCCUCAACCAGGAUGUAGAUGAUGGCUGGCAACUUGUGGAGAACAUAGCUAACUCAAAUGGAAGCUAUGGAGAAGAGUAUGAUCGCACCAACCGGAGCUCGACCCACCACUCGAUCGAGUCAGACGAAAAGUUGAGAAAAGAUGUUAAGGCAUUGAAUGAGAAGUUGGAUAAGCUGAUCCUAGCUCAGUCCACAAUGAAGAAAGUCAACUUUGUGUCUGCUGAGGAGAUGGAACCAGUCCAAGAAGGGGAGGAUACACAAUUUGCUGAGGUGUGCUACAUGAGCAAUGGGCAAGGAGGUUACAACAAAGGAUACUAUAACUACAAGUCCAACCCUGCCAUGUCAUACCGCAACACUGAUGUUGCUAACCCUCAGGACCAAGUAUAUCCUCAACAACAAGCAGCUCGAUCGAGUCAAGGCCACAACAUGGGCUUUCCCCACCAACCGCCCCAGCCUGCACCUUCACAAGAGAAUGAGCUCAAAGCAAUGCUAAAGCAACUACUUCAAGGGCAAGCUGAUGGGGUAGUGGACACAAGCAAGAAGCUAGCUGAAAUAAACUCUAAGAUCGAGAACCUCAACACAAGGGUUUACUCUCUGGAGAAUCAUGCUUCUUCUGUUGCUGCUGCUACAAAGCAAGGACAACUACCUGGUAAAGCUAUUCAGAACCCCAAGGAACAGUGCAAGGUCAUCUUCACUCAAGAAGGACUUGUUGAAGAAGAGGAUCAAGAAAGGGUCAUUGAAGAUUUUUGUUUACUGCUGAAUGAUGAAGAGAUUGUUGCUGCUGAGGCUCCUGGAGUCCAGAUUGAUCAACCAGAAGUGCAUGCACCUACUGUGGCCAUUCACACUUCACCAGUUGAGCUCGCACGACAAGCUCGAUCGGCAGCUCGAUCGAGUCCAACUCUAGCUCGAUCGAGUCCGACCUCUUCUGUCCGACAGCCUGUUUUGCUUGAUCCUUAUCAACCAGUUGCCGCUUCCUCGUCUCGCCUACUUAGUCAAGGUCACAAGGAAGUGAUUCACAAGUUCAGAAGAGAUCUCAGUGGGAUUGGAAUUGAGUUGCCUCUAUGGAUAGCAUGA
Molecule: messenger RNA, 1692 nt
Organism: Microthlaspi erraticum
Lineage: Eukaryota; Viridiplantae; Streptophyta; Magnoliopsida; Brassicales; Brassicaceae
Source: the annotation of a GenBank genome assembly